GGGUUGGUUACGGCCCGGUGAGGUGGAUGUGCCCGAGUAUUUAUUCAUGCCGGAGCCCCCUUCUCGGCUACUGAGCGAUGAGUUAGAGUGCCAACCAUACGGCUGUUUCAUCAAAGGAGUACCCAGAAUCCCCUCAAUACCUCUACUUCUUCUCGUCGUAUAUAGUGCUGUAAGCCAUGGCCUCAGCUCCGAGAUUCUACUCUCCCCGGCGCGGCGAGCUGGACGGCGACGCCGUCGAGCCCGUGGCGAUAGUCGGAUUCUCCUUGAAGUUCCCACAGGAUGCCACAAGCCCGGACGCCUUCUGGGACAUGCUGGCGGAGCGGAGGUCUGCCAUGACCGACGUUCCCGCGGACAGGUGGAGCGCCGAAGGAUACUAUACCGCCGACUCGGGGAAGCCCGGCAUGAACAAUGUCGAGGGCGCCCACUUCGUCAAGGAGGACGUCAGCCUCUUCGACGCCCCAUUCUUCUCCAUAACGCCCACCGAGGCAAGGUCGAUGGACCCGCAGCAGAGAUGGCUGCUGGAGUGCUCCUACCGGGCAUUCGAGAACGCCGGCAUGUCGUUGGAACAGGUCGCCGGCAGCGACACGACGGUCCACAUGGGCUGCUGGUCGGGCGAGUUCAACUCCCUCUCCCACCACGACCACGAGCUGCACACGCCCUACUUCCUCACCGGCACGGGCAACGCCCUGAUCGCAAACAGGGUCAGCUGGUUCUUCGACCUGCGCGGCUCCAGCGCUACUAUCGACACGGGCUGCUCGAGCAGCAUGGUGGCGCUGCACCAGGCGUGCGAGUCGCUCCGGAGCGGCCACUCCUCCAUGGGCCUCGUCGGCGGCAUCAACCUCAUCCUGACCCCGCACACCUUCACCCACCUCACCGACCUGGGCAUGCUGAACCCGGCCGGCAAGUCGUACACCUUCGACUCGCGCGCCCACGGCUACGCGCGCGGCGAGGGCAUCGGCGUGCUGGUGCUCAAGCGCCUGCGCGACGCCCUGCGCGACGGCGACUGCGUCCGCGCCGUCGUCCGCAACACGGGCUCCAACCAGGACGGCCGGACCCCGGGCAUCUCGCAGCCGAGUAGCGCCGCGCAGGAGGACCUGAUCCGCACCGUCUACGCGCGCGCGGGCCUGAGCCUGGCGGACACGGGCUACUUCGAGGCCCAUGGCACCGGCACGCCGCUGGGCGACGGCAUCGAGGCGCGCGCCAUCGGGGCCGUGUUUGGACCUGUCAGGGAGCCUGGCAGGCCGUUGUACGUCGGGGCAGUCAAGACGAACCUCGGGCAUCUCGAGGGCGCCAGCGGGGUCGCGGGGGUGAUCAAGACGAUCCUCGUGCUGGAGAAGGGGAUAAUACCGCCAAACAUGUGGUUCGAGGAGAAGAACCCUGCCAUCGAAGACGGCUGGAAUCUCAAGUUCCCUACCGAGCCGACGCCGUGGCAGACCCGCGGCCUGCGCCGGGCCUCGAUCAACUCGUUCGGGUACGGCGGGACCAACGUGCACGCCGUGCUCGACGACGCGCGCUCGUACCUCGAGUCCCGCGGCCUGCGCGGGAACCACAACACGGCCGGCGACCCGUCACUCGUGACGAGCGAGCACGUCGACGUCUCCGGCGGCAGCGGCGGCGGUGGCUGCCAGCCGGUGGCGCUGCUGCCCGCCGUGCCGCGCCCGCUGCUGUUCGUGUGGUCGACGCACGACGAGGACGGCCUGCGCCGCGUCGCCGAGGCCUAUUCCGGGUACCUCGCCACGACGAGGGCUGCGCGCGGGGAGCACCCGGGCCGUUGCGGCGGCGAGGCCGAAUUCCUCUGCAGGCUGGCGCACACUCUGGCGUCGAGGCGGACCAGACUGCCCUGGAGGUCCUUCACCGUCGCGGCCAGCCGCAGCGAGCUGUUGGCGCGCUUGGGCGAUGGCAAGUCGGCGCCUUCGCCGCCAGUCAGGGCCGCGUCGUCGCCGCCGCUCAAGGUCGGCUUCGUGUUCUCGGGCCAGGGGGUCCAGUGGCACGCCAUGGGGAGGGAGCUCCUCGUCUACCCUGUAUAUAGACGCGCUCUCGAAGAGGCCGACGAGGCGUUGCAGACGCUUGGAUGCUGGUGGUCAUUGAUCGACGAACUCACCAAAAACGCCGACUCGUCCAACGUCGACAACCCUGCCUACAGCCAGCCCCUCUGCGCAGCCGUCCAGAUUGCGCUGGCCCGGCUGCUGGCGAGCUGGGGCGUACGCCCGGCCUCGGUGGCGGGCCACUCGUCGGGCGAGAUCGCGGCCGCGUACUGCGCGGGCGCGCUCAGCCUGCGCGCCGCCAUGAAGGUGGCUUACUUCCGCGGUGCCCUAUCUGCCGACCUGCUGGUGCGGCAGCUCACAUCGGGCGGCGGCGGCGGCAGCGGCCGUGGCAUGAUGGCCGCGGCGCUGUCCGAGGCCGCGGCAAACUCGUACCUCGAGAGAGGCGGGCUCGCCAACGUGGCCGUGGGGUGCGUCAACAGCCCGCAAAACGUCACCUUUACGGGUGACAGGGGCCAACUGGUCAGGCUGGAGCAGACUCUCAAGUCCGAGGGCGUGUUUUGCCAGCUCCUCAACGUCGGCAGCGCCUAUCACUCCAAGUACAUGGAGGUGGUUGCCUUGAGAUACCAAAAGUGCAUGGGCUCGUUGGAGACGAAUGGCGACGCCGACCCAGCAACAAGUCCGGUGAUGUUCUCAUCCACCACCGGAAGGCGAGCCACGGCCGACGAGGUGUCCAGGGCCGAGUACUGGGUCAAAAACCUCGUCUCUCCGGUCUUGUUCUCGGCCGCCUUGUCCGAGAUGCUCAGGGAGGAGACCGUCAGCACCAACGGCGGCGAGAAAACUGGAGUCAACUACAUCCUAGAGGUGGGCCCGCACGGGGCGCUGCGUCGUUAUGUCCAAGAGAUUCGCGAUGCUCUCCCUCAGGGUCUCAUCGGAAGGUCAGCAAUGUACGACUCUGCCCUGACACGCAACGUGUCUGCCACAGAGACGGUCCUGAACGCCGCAGGGAGGCUCUUCUGCGCGGGCUUGUCAUCCCUGGACCUUGGCGCCGUCAUGGCCAGCGGCGCCGACGGCGGUGCAUAUCACGGCGCCGCCGGGCGCGAGAAGAUGCUCGUCGACCUCCCCGAGUACCCCUUCAACCACUCGCAAGGCUACUGGGCCGAGAGCCGGAUCAGCCGCAACAUGCGGCUGCGGCGGCAGCCGCGCAGCGACUUCCUCGGCUCGCAGGUUGCCGACUGGAACCCGGCCGACGCGCGCUGGCGCAUGUACCUCAAGCUGGCCGAGCACGGCUGGGUGCGGGACCACGAGGUCACGGGCCAGCUCAUCUACCCGGCGGCCGGCAUGCUCGUCAUGGCCAUCGAGGCGGCGCGCCAGCUGGCCGACACGGGACGUGCUGUGGCCGGCUACCGGCUCAAGGAGGUCGUGUUCGACAAGGCCUUGACGCUGCCCGCGGCCGCGUCAGAGGGAGUCGAGGUGCAGCUGCGCGUCCGCACCGGCAGGGUCAGCAACUUCACGGGCGGCGCCUCCGGCUGGUCCGACUUUGAGCUCGCGUCGCACGGCGACGGCGGGUGGACCGAGCACUGCCGCGGCAGCAUCCGCGUCGAGUACGGCGAGGCCACGGCGACGGCCAAGUCGGCGGCUUCGGGCAGCUGGGGCAGCGGCAGCGCAGCACGCGAGAAGAAGGCAAGGGAGGAGAGGGUGCUGGGCGAGGCCGCGGCGCUCGACCGUAGGUGCAGCGUGCCGCUCGACUCGGGAUCGCUGUACGGCAUGAUCGAGAUGAUCGGCAUAGUCUUCGGGCCAUCCUUCCGGACGAUGCGAGAUGUCCGACAGAGCAGCAGAAGCAGCAUCAAGCGCAGCGCCAGGGACCCCGCCUCCAACACGCCCUCAAGCGAUGCCGUCGCCAGCAUCCGCGUCAUGGAGCAGCGUCCUGGUGCCAGGCCAAACGGUCACCAGGUGAUCCACCCGGCCACACUGGACGGGAUUCUGCAGACCGUCUUCCCAUCGCUUGCCGCGGGCGACAAGCAAACAGCGAUGCGGACGCUUGUCCCGUCGUUCCUGGAAAACAUGUGGAUCGCAUCAGACAUCUGCCAGGACGAUCCUGCGUCGCUCAAGGCGCAUACCACGGCCCGCAAGCGGGGCCUUCGGGAAGCCGAGUGCACCGUGACAGUCACGACCCCCGGGGGCGACUCUCUUCUUGCCGAGUUGAGCGGUUUCAGGCUCACGGCCCUGAGCAACGGGGCUGGCGGUGGUGCCACCUCGGCCAUGAAGGGUCGCGACGGAAACUGGAGGCGGCUAUGCUACAACUUGGCUUGGGCCCCAGAUGUCGACCUUUUGGAUCUCAAGCAGGCACCCGACUGGUUCUUUGAGCCUUUGGCGACGGCAGAGGCCACCGCUCGUGGGGAGUCUCUUGGUCUGGAAGAAGAACUCGAGUUCCUGUGCUUUUACUAUGUCACCAAGGCAUUGGAUUACCUAGACCAAGGCGGGACCGGACCUCCGGCUGGCGGGCACUUGGAGAAGUACGUCGACUGGAUGCGGAUGCACAAGCGGCACGUCGUCAGUCUUGCCACGGGCGGUUCGGCUCCCACGGGGCCUCAUGCCAUCAACGCCAAGUCGGCAUGGCUCCGGCAGGUCCGCGACGAGGCGUAUGUGGUCGAGAUGAUGGAGCGGGUGCGCGAGACUCCCGAGGCACCUAUCCUGCUCCGGCUGGGACCCGAGUUGCCGGCAAUCCUCGCGGGACUUGUCGACCCGCUGGAGCUGAUGUUCCGGGAUGACGUGCUGCAGCGCCUGUACAGGGACGGCUUCGGCGCCAAGGGGACGUAUGCGGCCCACGAGCGACUUAUCGACGCCCUGGCGCACAAGAAGCCAGGGAUGCGAAUCCUGGAGAUCGGGGCUGGGACCGGAGGGACGACUGUGCCGCUGAUCGAGACGCUAUCACGACAUGGCCAAGGGUCGGAAAGUGAAGAUGGCACCCCGAGGUUCGAGCACUAUACGUUUACCGACAUCUCACCUAGCUUCUUUGAGAAGGCCCAAGAGAUGUUCAAGGACCAUUCGUCGAGGAUGAGCUUCAAAGUCCUGGACAUUGAGAGAGACCCGAUCAAGCAGGGGUUCAAGGCCGAGGGAUACGACCUCAUUGUUGCGGCUAAUGUCUUGCACGCCACUAAACAGAUGCAAGUGACGCUGGCGAACACCAGGCGACUGCUGAAGCCUGGUGGGAAGCUUCUUCUCUUUGAGCUCACGAAUCUGAACAUGCUCGGUGCCGGAUUUGCCAUGGGAUUGCUCCCAGGCUGGUGGCUAGGAACGGAGGCGAAUCGUAAAUGGGGCCCGCUGAUGUCCAGGACCGACUGGGACGCCGCGCUUCGCAGCUCAGGGUUCACCGGGAACGAGCUGCCGACACAAUGGCCGGGAAGCGAGAAGACGCAGACCAUUUCAGUCAUGAUGUCGACCGCCACAGAUCAUGCCAGGGCGCAGAAGGCGCCUCCAGCAUCGGCACCUAGCAACCAAAUCGUUAUUGUCGUGUCCGAGCGGUCGAAUCUGCAGCGAGCUGUGGCGGCCGAGCUUGCCCGAUAUCUAGAGGCAGGCCCCGGUAGGACGAGGAAGUCAGACCCAGUCAGGAUCUACUCAAUCGCCGAGGCGUCACGCACGCCGCUACGGGAUGCAGUCUGCGUCUUCCUCCCCGAGUUCGAGCACCCGUUCCUCGAGACCAUGGACGAGGCUAGGUUCGCCUGCCUGAAGCAGCUCACUGGCGCUAAAGGCCUUCUGUGGGCCACCAGGUCCCCUGUUGCUGGGACUUGGACGCCGGCGUUUGAUCUGGUGCACGGGUUCGCGAGGACCAUCCGCGAAGAGAAGGGGGAAGAUUUCGACUUUGUAACGGCAGCGCUGGAAGAUACGAGGGUGGAUCCUGCGUCGGUGGCGACCAAGCUCGGCCGUAUUAUACGAUCCACGGGCCUCCUGACCUCGGGUCGACGCGGCGAGGAGAGGGCUGAGCAAGAGUUUGUCGAGCGUGACGGAGUGCUCUGCAUCGGUCGAGUUGUCGAGGCAAACUAUCUCAACGACGAGAUUGCGACAAGCCUUGUCCCGGCCGCCCAGCGCACGCCAGAGAUGCAACCGCUCCAGCCGAAUAGACCGGUCAAGCUGACGAUCGGAUCGUUGGGGCUGCUCGACACGUUGCGUUUUGUGGACGCAGACGACGGAACCAGUGGCGAAGGCAGCCCGCACCUGCACAUCGAAGACGGAUACGAAGUCGAAAUCGAGGUCCGGGCAUGUGGCCUAAACUUCUUUGACGUCAUGGCCGCCAUGGGCCAAAUCCCCGAGGAUCUAGGGAUCGAGUGCUCGGGCGUGGUGUCGCGCGUCGGUACCCGGAUCUCGAGACUUAAAGUCGGAGACCGCGUCCUGACGGCGCAGAUGUCGUCGCUUCGGACUAUGGUCCGCGCGCCCGAAAACCUGGUCUACCCCAUCCCGGAGCACAUGUCGUUCGAGGAGGCGGCGACGCUGCCCAUAGUCUACUGGACCGCCUACUAUUCGCUCUUCGAGGUCGCGAGGCUCAAGGAGGGCGAGACGGUGCUGAUCCACUCCGCCUCGGGCGGGCUCGGGCAGGCGGCCAUCAACAUGGCGCGGCUGCGCAGGGCCCGCGUCCUGGCGACGGUGGGCACGGCCGAGAAGGCCGCCUUCCUGGUGCGCGAGUUCGGGCUGCGCGAGGAGGACAUCUUCUCGAGCCGGGACGUGGACUCGUUCGUGCUCGGCGUCGAGCGCGCCACGGGAGGGCGGGGCGUUGACGUCGCUCUCAACUCGCUCUCUGGCGAGGCCCUCCGCGCGACGUGGGAGCGCUGCAUGGCGCCGUUGGGGCGCUUCGUCGAGGUCGGCAAGCACGAUCUGGCCACCUUUGCGAGCCUGCCCAUGCACCCUGUGGCUCGGGGGGUCAGCUUCGCCAGCGGUGACGGGCUCUAUGCCUCUCGCAGCAACCCGGCCCUGCUUUCCCGCAUCCUAGGCGAGGUGGCUGCUCUCGCUCACGCCAAGGCCAUCGAACCGCCGAAGCCGUUACACGUCUAUGGGUUCGGGCAGGUCGAAGAGGCGUUCAGAUUGAUGCAGGGCGGCAAGCAUAUAGGAAAGAUUGUGCUGAGACCGGAGCCUGGCCAAAAGAUACCGAUUGCACCAGAUACUCGACCACAAUAUCAUCUGAGAGCCGACGCGACAUACGUUGUCGCCGGUGGCCUCGGUGGGCUUGGCCAGAGCGUUGCCCGCUGGAUGGUCCGUCGCGGGGCAAAGCAUCUGCUUCUCUUGUCGCGAUCAGGCGCGGACAAGGACAACACUCUCGUCGCCGAUCUUGUUUCGAUGGGGGCAGCGGUUGUACUAACACCAAGAUGCGAUGUGAGCAACAAGCAAGAGCUCGCAGCGACUCUGGAUGCGUGCAAGCUGAUGAUGCCGCCUAUUGCCGGCUGCUUCAAUGCGCAAAUGGUGUUGAAGGACGACAGCUUCACGUCCAUGAGCCUCGACGACUUCCACGCCGCCCUGGCUCCAAAGGUCAAAGGCUCCUGGAAUCUGCACAGUCUCCUGCCGGACGGGCUUGACUUCUUUGUGAUGCUAUCCUCCAUGACAGGGGUUAUGGGAAGCCAUGGGCAGAGCAACUACGCCGCCGGAAACUCCUACCAGGACGCUCUGGCUCGCUACCGUCUCGCAAGUGGCCAGAGGGCCGUCUCCCUAGAUCUCGGCAUGCUCCUGUCCGUGGGCUUCGUCGCCCAGCAGGGGCAGGACGGCAACGCCGCGCUCAUCCAUCGCCUGCGCGACCGCGGCUACAUGCCCAUCCGCGAGGCCGAGUUCCUCUCCCUGAUCGAGAUAUACUGCGACCCCACGACUGCACUGCCGCCCCGACGUGCUGCCGGCCCCCUAGAUGUGCUCCAUGCCCAGGUCAUAACAGGCAUCGAGACCCCCGCGUCCUUGCGUCGACGCGGAGUGGAAUUACCGUUCGCAUCACGCACGUCGGCGCUCUUUGACGCACUUCACCACAUGGGUGUGGGGCGGUACGGCGACGAGAGCGGCAGCGAUGCUGAUGCAGGUGGCAGUGGGUCCGCAGACGGGAAAGGCGGGCUCAAGGCGCGACUUGCUGCUGCUGCGUCCGUGGCCGAGGCUGGUGUCGUCGUGGCCGAGGCGCUCGCUGCUAAGCUUGCGAGGAUGUUGUCAGUCCCCAGCGCGGACGUGGACAUGUCCCGCCCGCUGCACGUCUACGGCGUCGAUUCCCUCGUUGCUGUGGAGCUGCGCAACUGGCUGGCCCGAGAGGCGCGGGCUGACGUUGCUGUGCUGGAGCUCAUGGGUGGGUCCAAUAUCUCCCGACUGGGCGCUGCGAUCGCGGCAAAAGCACAGGCAGUCCCGGGGAUCAUCUGAGGCUUCACACCCAGUUCGAGCCCCGAGAGGGGAAGAAAAGGAAGAAGAGAACGAAUCAAGAGGAGGGAACAACUCACAAAAAAGAGGACAAGACCAAGAGAACCAAAAAAGAAAAAAUAUAGCAGAACCUCAUCUUCAAGGACGAGGUUACGAGACUGAGCUUGGGGCCGCCUACUCCCAGCGGUGACCCAAAAAAAAACAGCAGGAAAAGGGAACCGCCAAAAAUUGAACUCAGGCCUCAGCGGCCUGGCGGUCCAUGGACCCUAAAGGCAUCCACAGAAAUGCGGUGUCAGUAGGUACCAACUGCGCCAGUUUUGUAUCAUCAUCGGCCUGUUGUUGCUGGAAGACGGCAGAGCUUCGCAUAUAUGGGCCUGCCAGAGGGCCCUGGGCUCGCAUGCGCCAUCUGCCAUGGCCGGCGCCCUCGCGUCACGCGGCAGAGCCCCCUCCUCUGCCGUGAUACGCAGGCAUUCACGUCUCUACGCGCUGCCUUGCCCCCCCUACCCUACCUGUUUACUUCCCGCCCCACUCCCACUUUGAUGCCAUAUCCCCCCUCGUCGAGACACGGAGUUGGAGUUCUUUUGUCAAAGACAGGCGCAGGCUGGUGUUUUCUUCACGCGAUGUAUUCUAGAAUUCCGGGCUCGCUGCCCCAUCUUCGUUCCGCAAUGAAGCACUUUCAACCUACGAACAUCCUUUUCGCGACGUCUGAUAUUGGAUAUUUUGUGCCCUUCAAUGCACCCAACCUGC
Molecule: messenger RNA, 9101 nt
Organism: Gaeumannomyces tritici R3-111a-1
Lineage: Eukaryota; Fungi; Ascomycota; Sordariomycetes; Magnaporthales; Magnaporthaceae
Exons: 12
Coding region: 177-8357 (2726 amino acids)
Biological process (GO): fatty acid biosynthetic process; secondary metabolite biosynthetic process
Molecular function (GO): phosphopantetheine binding; oxidoreductase activity; fatty acid synthase activity
Source: RefSeq, a predicted model, not a curated record